Molecule: messenger RNA, 2271 nt
Organism: Colossoma macropomum (tambaqui)
Lineage: Eukaryota; Metazoa; Chordata; Actinopteri; Characiformes; Serrasalmidae
Gene: etfbkmt
Product: electron transfer flavoprotein subunit beta lysine methyltransferase
Exons: 3
Coding region: 226-981 (251 amino acids)
Biological process (GO): peptidyl-lysine trimethylation
Cellular component (GO): mitochondrial matrix
Molecular function (GO): protein-lysine N-methyltransferase activity
Source: RefSeq, a predicted model, not a curated record
UUUGCGCAUGCUUACUUACAUAGUAUGUGGAGUCCAGACUUACAUCUGUCCCCUCAUAACAAAAUGAAUAAGAUAAGAUGAGUGUGUGUUGUAUUUUACAUAGCUUUAGUGUAUACUUAAAAAUGUACGGCCGCUCUGGUGUCUGAGUUAUUGUGUCAGCUCGUGUUACUCGUUCUCUACUUAAACCCGCUCAGAUAGAUCCGCUGUAUCUGUGAGUUCACUGCCAUGAACCGAGCACUGUUUACGUCUUUACGCCUCAGAGACGCGCAUCUCAGAAAGCUGUUUUGUGUCCGACAGUAUGUGCAGCACUGUAAAUCAGAACAGGAUAUAAUGCAUUUUAUCUCAGAAAACACAGAGAUAGUCAGAGGUCGAAGUUUAACACCAGAAAUCUCCUUAAGACUCUUUACAGCAAAGUGCCGUUUUUGGACUGAAAGACCAGAACUGUGGCCGUUUCCUGAACCCUUUUGGGCUAUAUAUUGGCCUGGGGGACAAGCACUCGCCAGGUAUCUUCUAAACUUCCCAGAAGUAUCAGCAGGUAAAAGAGUGCUGGAUCUUGGAUGUGGCUGUGGAGCUUCAGCUAUUGCUGCCAAACUCAGCGGUGCUUCUCAUGUGGUGGCCAAUGACAUCGAUCCAGUUGCUGCGAUUGCCACUCAGAUGAACUGUGAACUGAAUGGUUUGGAGCCACUGCCUUGUGUGACUGAGAACAUGAUCGGUUCUGAACCAGAGAACUGGGACCUCAUCCUGUUGGGAGACAUGUUCUAUGAUGAGACUCUUGCAGACUGCUUACAUAAUUGGCUGCACAUGUGCAUUAAGAUUCACAGAACGCAGAUCCUUAUUGGAGAUCCAGGACGAGCUCAGUUUGAGAGCCACAGCAUCAAAAAACUGUUGUAUGAACAGGCUCAGUUUGAAUUGCCUGACUCAGUUAAAGAGGAGAAUUAUGGACUGACUAGUAGCACAGUGUGGUGUUACAGACCUGACUGAAAGAUCACAGAAACACUAUUUCUGAACACAUUCAUCUCUCUGCCUUUUACACUUUGUACAAUACCUGAAAGAAAUGGUUCAGCAAAAAAUCUAAUUUACACAAUUCUCCACUUACCACAUGUAGUUGAUUGACCAAGACAUGUUUAGAGUCCACAGUUUGAUUCUUCAGUUUAGAACUGAUGCAGUAAGGCUAAAAGUGCUACAACUCAGUAGUCACCAAAAUAGUGUCACCAUCAUCAAACUUCUUUCAUCCUGUUCAAACCGCAUCAACAUCUCCAUUAAAGUUGCACAGAUUUGUCUAUGUGGUUUAGGAUACACUAUGACUUACUGUGACCUAUAACAAUGAACAAAACUGCAGGCAGCACCUUUAGACAACAGAGUCUAAUUUACACAAUUUUUCUAAAGACCAUUUACAGCGAAGUGCUGUGAAGAGUGUUCACAAACCACCUCAGGAUCGAGAAUCAUAUCAAUAAAGAGAGUAUUUGUGAUAAUAGUCAUCAUAAAUACAGAGGAAUUUGAUUAAAGAUCUGUCCUGCUGUGUGAAUACCAGCCCUGGCUCUGAAAUGGCUGCCGGCAGCAGUGAAGUUCUGUUCAUUUUUAUAGUUAACAAUAAUGUGAGUCCUAAACACUGGCAGAUCUGUGGGAGCUUAAUGAAGACCUGGAUGUGGUCUAAGCCUGAUGAGAGAAGCUUAUGGGAUGCAUUUUUACAGAAAUAAUUUGGGCAAUUUGGGUGACUAUUGAGUUCUAGUGUUUGUUAGCAACAGUGGCCUCAUGGCUCCAAUUCUAAAGAAGCAAAAUUUGGACUCCAAACAUUUCUUGGCUGAUCGACUACAUCUGGGGUAAAUGUAAAAUUAGGUAAAUAUAAUUUUUUUGCUGAACAAAUCCUUGUUAACCAGAACUUUUUUUAACUUGUUAGUUAAAAUCUGUGGUCAUAUUAAUGGUCAUAUAAAAGACAAAAUUGUUUUUUCUUUCUCAUAACAUCAAAAGGUGCAGACUUUUUCCCACCUCUAGAACAUCCUCUGCUGUUGGUUGUCAUCAUGCAGCAGGGGCAGGCAAAAAAAUUUUAGCCAAUAAUAUCAGGUUUCACAUGACACCCUCACCGCCACCUUGAGAGAGACGCUCAGCCAGCUCAGAGACCCAAUACUGUGUUUCACUGAGAAAUUUGUCACGCAAUGGAAGUAAGAGGCAUUAUGAUUUCUGAUUCAUGCUGAAAACUCAAACAGUACUUUGAAUUUAAAAUUAUGUAAAUUAAAAAUUACUUAAAUUAAUAAAGUAAAGUAAUUAAUAAAG